GUUGUUUUUGUGUCACAUAGGUCAAAUAUUAAUUUAUUUAGCUGUUUGAACGAAAUAUAUCUAGGUUAAAAAAAUAAAACGUUGCUGGUUGGUCCUUCGCUGGAAACUUUCUGGAUGUGGUAAAAAAAAAUCAGGCGCAGCGUUCUUCAUCACUUUACUCUCUGUGCACUAUGUUGUGACUGUACCUGCCCUCGACGUUAACAUGUGCCCCUCCAUGAUGCUCCCCACUGCGUAAAAACUGUCAUUUUUCAUCAAAUGCCUCCAAAAGCAAUGGAUGCAUGGAUGUUCACUGAACUGCUCAUAUUCCAUGAUGAUAUUCAUGAAGCAGUGAACACAAAAGCUGCAGUGUGCCCAGCACAGGUACUGUAUCAACAGGGCCCCUUGACCUUACAGGUCGUGUCUCCUUGCAGCGCAUGUUAUAUAACUAGACUUUAUACCGUAAGAAUGAAUCACCUCGCUUUACUUAUUUUCCAUUGACUCAAUAUUUUUUCCCUUGAAGCUUCAAAAUUACUGUUGUGAUAUUUAACGGCUAGACAGUGAGAAACGCAUCAGUUCACAUUUAUAUUUUCUCUCAGUCUUACAUAAAUAUACUGUAUCACUCAGUCAAUGAUUUGUAAGUACAUACACACAUUUUACAUUUUAACCAAACGCUACGGUUUGAGGUGUCUGUCCUGCAGUUAACCUGUGAAGUUGUCCUGAGUUGUAAUCGCUGUUAUCUCGGUAACAGCUGCUAAUGAGUAGUGGAGUAUGCACAGCAGGAUGUUUUCCGCUUGUGUAUGCAAAGUACCAACGUAGGGAGGCAAAUAUGUUAACUCAUCACAUACAGAGAAACAUGUAGGUGUGUGAUUGGAAAUACAGUGUAACAUUAAGGUGCAAUUUGAUAAUUAGCAUUAACAACAAUUUAACCCAGUACUACUUUAUAAUAGUUGCCUUUGCAUCUGUUCCUUUUGAAAUGCAUUCAAUUAGGUAUGCAUGAAUAAAUUCAACAGUUGGGAGUACAGUUAUUUUUCAGGGGGAAAAAAGGACAGCGUGUUCUGACGGAGGUCAUCCACUCGUGUAUCUGUCAACAUGUAUCGAUUACAUCAGGUUUAUCAGUAACUUUUUAUACUCGGUAGAAUACAAACAAGAAGUGAUUGGCUGUUGGGAAGAGGGUGGGAUGGCACAGUGGUUCUGAUGGUAUGUGAAUGUGGGUUUUCAAUGUGUGGUUUGUUGUAAUAUGGUUUCCUGAUGAAAUUGUUCCUGUAUUCAACCGUCGCUACAGUUGGUUUGUACGGUGUAAUGGAAUAGAAUUGUAGACACAGUUCAUCAAGAAGUCUUUGGACCUUUACGGGUCGGGAUCUUAUUUUCAUAAUUUUUCUCUUCAGACCCUGACAUAAAAGUUAUCCCCCCUCUCAGCUCCUGCUUCAGGCGGCUCCUCCGGGCAUGCUCCUUAAGCCAAAGUAUGACCGCUUUCGCAACGAGUCUGUGACCUCCUCCGACGACCUGAUGCAGAGCUUAGCCAUGAGCGGCAAAGUUGUGGCCACACCGGUAGUCCGCUCCUCCACCCCGAGCCUUCCUCUGCCUCCCCUGCCCACUCUGGACCCCAGUGCCAGGACGUCCUCCUCUGCCGGGGCCACAGCCCUGGCUGACUCACCUUGCCUGGAUGGGGAACAGGAUGCCACCACGACCUUCUGCAUGCUCAUCCCUAAGAUGCCCCAGUGGAAGUUCUCCAACUCCCUGCUCAGCCGGAGCCCGUCCAACUCCAGCUCCAGCUCCAGCUCUAGCAAGGACUCGGGCAAGGCAGCAGCUUCUUCCCAGGCCUCCGUCUCCCCUUCUUCAACAUCGCACAGGCCCAGUGGUGCAAGCUCAGCCUCUGGCCCAGUGGCAAGUCUUGCAGCAGUGCUUAACUCUUGUGACCCUGUGUGUGUCACCCCCUGUUCCCUUCAGGCCAUCCGGGGGCAGAGAGCAGUCACAGCAGCAAACACUGCCAGUCAAGGGGGGCACGGAUUUGGGGCUAUAGAGGCCACGGCGAGUCCCAGUGUUUCCAGCAGCUCCAGGUCAGGGAUGAACCGCAGGACAAGGGUGGAAGGCAUGUGGCUAGGGGGAGAAGACUUCAACCAGAAGGGCAGCUUCAUCCAUAAACCCUCCCAGGGCUGGCUGCACCCUGACAAGAAGAUUGCAGGACCAGGAGCCUCUUACAUUGUCAGGUACAUGGGCUGCAUUGAAGUGUUGAAGUCAAUGCGCUCCCUGGACUUCAACACACGAACACAGGUGACGAGGGAAGCCAUCAACAGGCUCUGUGAAGCUGUGCCAGGAGGAAGGGGGCCUUGGAGGAAAAAGGCCCUGAACAAAGCUCUCCAGACCGUUAUGGGGAAGAGUAACCUGCGAUUUGCAGGCAUGAGCAUCGCACUCAAUAUUUCCAUAGAAGGCCUUGGUCUGCUCAUCCCUACCACAAGACAGGUGAUAGCACAUCAUCCCAUGCAGUCCAUCUCAUUUGCCUCUGGGGGAGACACAGAUACACCUGAUUAUGUAGCGUAUGUGGCCAAAGACCCAGUGAAUCAGAGAGCAUGUCAUAUCCUGGAGUGCGCUGACGGUUUAGCCCAGGGUGUCAUCAGCACCAUCGGCCAGGCCUUCGAGCUGCAGUUCAAACAAUACCUGCACAGUCCUCCCAAAACUAUGACGUCUGUAGAGAGGUCUGUCAGGCCAGAGGAGCCGAUGUGGGGGGAGGAUGAGGACUCAUCUGAGCACGAUUACUACAACAGCAUCCCGGGGAAGGAGCCUCCUGUGGGGGGUGUAGUGGAUUCCAGGCUCAGGUCCAAUGGAGCUCUGCUGGGUCACAUCCACGUCCAGCCACAGAGCAAGGCAGCAGUGCAGAUGGGCUCACCAGCCAGGAGGGAGCAAGCAUCUUACCCCCCUGGUCAGCUUUGUUAUGAGCUUCACUGGGACACUGAGACCAACGGCAGCUCAGGUCUGACAUCAGAUGGUUACCUGUGUGCUGAUGGCCAACCACCUGGCAGCAGAGACGUCGAGGAGCAUCAGUAUGUUAACACCCAGACUCUGGAAAACCUGGAUUUUCUGGCACAGGGUCCCAGUGGACAGAGAGGGGGCAGGGCACCCGACAGUCCCAAGAAAGAUCUCUUUGACAUGAGGCCCUUUGAGGAUGCCCUGAAGCUCCACGAGGCCAGCGGUGGAGCUGUUGGCUCAACCGUAGCUGAAGGUGCUCAGGCUGGGGGCGUUCGGAUCUUGGAGGACCAAUGGCCGAGCCCUCCCCGCCGCCGAGCCCCUGUGGCCCCAAACGAGGACCAACUCCGCAGGGAGGCCUGGUACCACAGCCGAAUGAGCCGACGGGACGCGGAGAAACUCCUCGUCCGAGACGGAGAUUUCCUCGUCCGGGAGAGCACGACCAACCCGGGACAGUAUGUGCUAACAGGCAUGCACUGUGGCCUGCCCAAACACCUGCUGCUGGUGGACCCUGAGGGAGUGGUCCGGACCAAAGACAUGUUAUUUGAGAGCAUAAGCCACCUUAUCUCAUACCACCUGAGGAACGAGGUGCCUAUCGUAGCAGCAGAGAGUGAGCUCCACCUCAAACAGGUGGUCAGGAGGAAACAGUGAGCCACCUGCCCCUUAAUGGGACGCUGAAUUUUUGUGAGCCCAUACAAAACAAUUCCGAAAAAAACUCUGUAACAGGAACCCGGAUGGAUAUUCAUCCGGGACAAAGGAUGUCAAUAUCUUUCCAUGAACAACUCUACCAAGGAGAGAAAGUCCUCUGACUCUGGUCUGAGUCACCUUGUACUUUCUCGGAUCAACCAAAUUAUCCAUCGUCUGUCAUAAACUCCUCAGCAUGCAGCUAUUAAGCUAUCAAAUCGAUCAGAAUCCCCAGUUUGACUCAACCUGGAGCUGGAUAAUUAAACAGUCAGCCAAUUGUGACUGUUCAGAGAGGACCCAACUUCAGGAAAUGGAAUAAGGAUUUUGAUGCACAGUGAAGAAACAGUGAGAGUGAAGUGCUUCCGGUCGACCACGGCUCCCCCGACCAGUCAGUCACAGAACAAGACUGUCACGUUAAGAACCAAACCGCCAGAACAAAACUGUUACUGACUAUUUGGUGCAGGUAUAAAAAAACAAAGGAUGUCAGGUUCUGUAUUCAGUGUGUCGUCCGUACUGCAAGAGACAAUUUGACAAACGUCUGUUUCAUUGCACUGUAAAGUUUGUUUUUGCGGUUAUGUGUCCGCAGUACCUGACUCUGAGAUGGCACAAUGGAAAUACACAGAACAUGAUUCACUGCUGGGAUUAUAAAAUAGCCCGACAUUCUCCUGUCUUUUUUUCCCCCAUAAUAAUCUCAGCAUCAACUCCCUUUUUCUUUUAAAAUCAUGCAGUCAUACUAUAUCUUCAUGUAACACAGCCAUACAUUGUCUGGAAACAGGACGUUUGAACACAUUAACCAUGGCUAUCAGUUGUUUGUGUUGUGUAAGUAAUGGGUGCUCAUACCUUGAUAAAGACAUAUUGUAUGUGUUGUAUUGGAGAACUAUUGUUCAUACUGUACUCUAAGGACAGAUGAAUACUACGUCCUGGGUCAAGAACACGUACUGCGCAUACAGACUCAGUAUAACCAUGCCUGUAUUUCCCACGCCCCUCCAAUCUUCAGUGCCUUAAUAACUACAGAGACGGGCAUUUGUGUCAGAAUGUGUAUACGAUGUGCAUUUACUGUAUGCUCCUAUUGCAAAAGACUAGUUUUCUUGCCAUGCCAAUGAAUGACUGGAUGAACUUCAGGACGAUUAAGCUCUUAUACUUGUGAACAGUAAUCUAAGCUGCUCUUGUUUUGGGGGUGAAUAAUGUUUAAAACUGUCUUAUCGUGGUCAUGUUUGUCGUUGUCUUUAAUUGUGUCCCUCAGAACAAUUUCCUAGAUUAAUAUUUUUAACUUCUUUUGAAGCAAGCUGCAGAUAGUACUCCCUCAUAUGCGAUUGACAUUAAAAACAGUGGAUUUGGACUUGAAAUUAAGUCCUUUUAUUUGUCCCGACUCAGGGAAAUACAUCAGUUUAUUAAUUGUCUUCAUUCUGCGUCUGUGUCUGUACAGCUGGCUUGUCUUAUUUCUGUUAAUUUGGUUUUACUGCCAGAAAACUUCCUACCAUAGUUUUGCAAAUCUUAUACUUUUUAAUCUUACAUGUGGUGGGUCAGAUGUAUUUAUUUUUUUGCAUCUCUUUCUGUGUCUCAUGCAACAUAUCUUUAACCAGGCCCUCCAUUGUUGUUAGUUGGAGCCUCAUGAAUGCACAGAGAGAUGAGGUGAGCUGCAGAUGCUUCUGGUGAGGUCCAAAUGAUUCAUGUAACUCUGUCAGAUGUCCCCCUUUUUGUGUUCUCAGGAAUUUUUGGGGAUUAUUUUUUAGUUCUUUGGUUAACUUAAUUGGCUUUUUGGUCAGUAAAAUUAAUUAAAGAGUUAAUUAAAGAUUAAUUAAAGAAAUGA
Molecule: messenger RNA, 5434 nt
Organism: Scophthalmus maximus (turbot)
Lineage: Eukaryota; Metazoa; Chordata; Actinopteri; Pleuronectiformes; Scophthalmidae
Gene: shc2
Product: SHC (Src homology 2 domain containing) transforming protein 2
Exons: 14
Coding region: 1423-3591 (722 amino acids)
Biological process (GO): cell surface receptor protein tyrosine kinase signaling pathway; intracellular signal transduction
Cellular component (GO): plasma membrane
Molecular function (GO): receptor tyrosine kinase binding
Source: RefSeq, a predicted model, not a curated record